GGCGGCGCGUCGUCGUCGGGCGCAGGAGACGGCGGCGAGUCGGGCUCGUCGCUCGCCAAGCGGUCCGUCCCCGACGUCUACCCGCAGGUCAUGGCGCUCCCCAUCACUCGCCGCCCGCUCUUCCCCGGCUUCUACAAGGCCGUCGUCAUCCGCGACGCCAACGUCAUCAAGGCCAUCAAGGAGUCGAUCAAGCGCGGCCAGCCUUACAUCGGCGCCUUCCUCCUCAAAGACGAGAACGACGACCGCGACGUCAUCACCGACAUGAACUCGGUGCACCCUGUCGGCGUGUUUGCCCAGAUCACCUCGACCUUCCCCGCCAACCCGCCGACGCCCAACCCGAACGACCCGAACGCCAAGCUCGAGGAGCCGGGCCUCACCGCCGUCCUGUACCCGCACCGCCGCAUCCGCAUCGACGAGCUCCUCCCGAUCCCAGACGUCGCCCAGGCGCCGUCGUCGUCGUCGUCCGAGGCCGCGCCUGCACCUCCGUUCCAGACGGCCUACCUGCACGACUACGCCGUCUCGAUCGUCAACGUGUCGAACGUCGAGAUGGACAAGUUCGACAAGAAGUCGCAGAUUGCGCGCGCCAUCGCCGGCGAGAUCAUCGCCGUCUUCAAGGAGAUCGCCAACCUCAACCCGCUCUUCCGCGACCAGAUCGCCAACUUCAGCAUGUCGCAGUCGGCCGGCAACGUGUUUGAGGAGCCCGAGAAGCUCGCCGACUUUGCGGCGGCCGUCUCGAGCGGCGAGGUCAACGAGCUGCAAGAGGUGCUCGAGUCGAUGCAGCUCGAGGACCGCCUCCAGAAGGCGCUCCUCGUCCUCAAGAAGGAGCUCAUGAACGCCCAGCUGCAGAACAAGAUCUCGAAGGACGUCGAGUCCAAGAUCGCCAAGCGGCAGCGCGAGUACUACCUCAUGGAGCAGCUCAAGGGCAUCAAGAAGGAGCUCGGCCUCGAGUCGGACGGCAAGGACAAGCUCGUCGACAAGUUCCAGGACAAGGCCAAGGGCCUCUUGAUGCCCGAGGCCGUCAAGAAGGUGUUCGACGAGGAGCUGAGCAAGCUCCAGACGCUCGAGCCCGCCGCGAGCGAGUUCAACGUCACGCGCAACUACCUUGACUGGCUCACGUCGAUCCCGUGGGGGCGGCACACGCCCGAGAACUUUGACCUCAAGCACGCCGUCACCGUCCUCGACGAGGACCACUACGGCCUCAAGGACGUCAAGGACCGCAUCCUCGAGUUCCUCGCCGUCGGCAAGCUGCGCGGCACGGUCGAGGGCAAGAUCCUGUGCUUCGUCGGCCCGCCCGGUGUCGGCAAGACGUCGAUCGGCAAGUCGAUCGCGCGCGCGCUCGACCGCCAGUUCUUCCGCUUCUCGGUCGGCGGCCUGUCGGACGUUGCCGAGAUCAAGGGCCACCGCCGCACCUACGUUGGCGCCAUGCCGGGCAAGAUUAUCCAGGCGAUGAAGAAGGUCCAGACCGAGAACCCGCUCGUCCUCAUCGACGAGGUCGACAAGAUCGGCCGCGGCCACAACGGCGACCCGUCGAGCGCGCUCCUCGAGAUGCUCGACCCGGAGCAGAACUCGCAGUUUCUCGACCACUACCUCGACGUCCCUGUCGACCUGUCGCGCGUCCUGUUCGUCUGCACGGCCAACUCGCUCGACACGAUCCCGGCGCCGCUCCUUGACCGCAUGGAGGUCCUGGAAGUGUCGGGCUACAUCACCGAGGAGAAGGCGGCCAUCGCGAGCCGGUACCUCGCGCCGCAGGCCAAGGAGGGCGCCGGCCUCAAGAACGCCGACGUCGAGCUCGGCGAGGACGCCGUCGCGGCCCUCAUCCGGUACUACUGCCGCGAGUCGGGUGUGCGCAGGCUCAAGCAGCAGAUCGAGAAGGUGUACCGCAAGGCGGCGCUCAAGAUCGUCCGUGACCUGCCCGAGGACGUCGUUGCCGAGUCGAAGGCCGAGACGGUCGCACCAGCCGCAGCACCCGCCGCCACCGCCGUCGCCGACGACGCACCCGCAGACGACGCCGUCGAGAAGCAGGACGGCGACUCGGUCCCGGCGUCGACCGCCUCGCCCUCGACGCCCGAGUCGAGCGUGACCGAGGACGAGCGCACGACGACGACCAACGUGCGCAAGCCGCUCGAGGUGCCGUCCGACGUGAGCGUCCGCAUCACGGCCGACAACCUCCUCGACUACGUCGGCCCACCGCUGUACCAGAAGGACCGCCUGUACACCAAGACGAGCCCUGUCGGCGUCAGCUGCGGUCUCGGCUACCUCGGCAACGGGUCGGGCGCCAUCAUGCCGAUUGAGGUCACCUCUAUGCCUGGCUCGGGCAUCUCGCUCACGGGCAAGCUCGGCGAGGUCAUCAAGGAGUCGGCGACGAUCGCGUUGACGUUCCUGCGCGCCCACGCCUUCGAGUUGGGCCUCACCAAGGACGCCGACACCGAUCUGCUCGAGAAGAGGGCCGUGCACCUGCACAUGUACGAGGGCGCGAUCGGGAAGGAGGGCCCGAGUGCCGGUACCGCUCUCUUGACGGCGUUCGUGUCCCUCUUCAGCAAGACGGGCAUCUCCUCCGAACUUGCCAUGACGGGCGAGAUCACGCUCGCCGGCCAGGUCCUCCCCGUCGGCGGCCUUCGCGAGAAGCUCCUCGCAGCGCACCGGGCGGGCAUGAAGCGCGUCAUCGUGCCCUUGGGGUGCAAGCCCGAUAUCGAGUACAACGUCCAGGAGUCGAUCAAGGAGGGCCUCGAGAUCCUGUACGUCGAGAACGUCGGCGAGGUGCUCAAGAUUGCGUUCGAGGGCAAGCCCAUCGCCGACAAGGUCGACGCGCUGCGAGACACGCUCUUGCCGCGGCAGUGAGGGUCGGGUCGAGGAGGAGGAGGUCGAAGCGAGGACGCGAUGUAAUUAAUAGAGUUCUCCCAUCGC
Rhodotorula graminis WP1 is the source of this 2904-nucleotide messenger RNA. RefSeq lists its product as uncharacterized. Gene Ontology annotation, cellular component: mitochondrial matrix. Gene Ontology annotation, molecular function: ATP binding; serine-type endopeptidase activity; ATP-dependent peptidase activity. The coding region runs from base 91 to 2838 and encodes 915 amino acids. Gene Ontology annotation, biological process: mitochondrion organization; protein catabolic process; chaperone-mediated protein complex assembly. The transcript is spliced from 8 exons. The record is from RefSeq and is a predicted model, not a curated record. Lineage: Eukaryota; Fungi; Basidiomycota; Microbotryomycetes; Sporidiobolales; Sporidiobolaceae.